Molecule: messenger RNA, 689 nt
Organism: Beta vulgaris subsp. vulgaris (sugar beet)
Lineage: Eukaryota; Viridiplantae; Streptophyta; Magnoliopsida; Caryophyllales; Amaranthaceae
Exons: 1
Coding region: 251-388 (45 amino acids)
Biological process (GO): negative regulation of cell population proliferation
Source: RefSeq, a predicted model, not a curated record
CCUACACCAUUUGGACCACUUCCUUAAUUUUCUCUCUCCUCAAUCUCAAAUUCCCCUUUCUCUAUAAGUACUCCUUUGGCUCUACUUUUUUCUUUCAAGCUUCAAAGUUGAAAAACUCUCACACCCCACAAAGAAACCAAGAACAAACAACUCUGCAACCAAACACAGUCUUAAACUUUUAUUAUUUCCCCUGUUUUCCUCUGUUUUUUUUCUCUCUCUUUUAAUCUCCUAAAUUUGUCUAAAAAUCUUCAUGGGAAGUUCAAGAAUGAUGAAGGAAUCUGAAAAAAGAAUGUCAAGCAGAAGAUUAGGAAGGUUUUUAAGUGAACAAAGAGGAAGACUUUACAUCAUUAGAAGAUGUAUUGUUAUGCUUUUAUGUUCUCAUGAUUAAUUAAUUCUGUUUUCCUCUGUUUUCCUCUGUUUUAUAUUCUCCCCCUUUUCUUAACAUACUAAAUUGGUCUCAACACCCUCAACUAUAGCGCAGGCGCACCAAACAACUCCAACUAAGACUUACAAAGUUCGAGGAGUAAUUUUCUAUUUAGAAUUCCAAUUGUAUAUAGAAGAAGAGUGAUUAUGUUAGAUUUUUAAGAUAGUUAGCUAAGUUUGAUCAUGUUGUAUGGAUGACUUCUUUUUCUUUUUAUGUACAUGAUUGAAUUUCUAAUCAACAAUGUCUAAUCUUUGAUUUUGGAGCA